This is a messenger RNA of Hydractinia symbiolongicarpus, 1907 nucleotides long. RefSeq lists its product as uncharacterized. The transcript is spliced from 2 exons. NCBI's taxonomy places the organism in Eukaryota, Metazoa, Cnidaria, Hydrozoa, Anthoathecata, Hydractiniidae. Bases 24 to 1694 code for a protein of 556 amino acids. The record is from RefSeq and is a predicted model, not a curated record.
AAGAUGUUGAUGAGUUUAUUGAAAUGAUGAACCCAACUGACAAUACUGAAAACACGGCGUUGACCUGUGCUAAUCACCAAUUACAUGAAAAAUCUGGGAAAGUCGAGGAUGAAGUGAUUGACCGAACAAGUAUGAAGCCGAUAGAGAAUUUGAAAGAAGAGUGUCUUACUAAAAUGGUGGAGGGUGAAGCAGAAGAUUCGGAUGAUGCUGAAAUUGAGCUCAUGUUAACAAAAUUGCUGCCAGAUGCUUUUUCCAUCUGGAAGGAAAAAUACAGGUCGUUGGUAAAAGAGGAAUACCCUGAGGCUAGCAAGACAACAAUUGAAGAUAAGUUACGGGAGAUAUGGUAUCAGAUCCCGGCUGAACAUCAACAAAAGUAUUACGAUAAAGCGAAUGCCAUGAUAAAGAGAUAUCGAUUAAGCUUGGGUAGUUGUUCCUUUAGUAAAGCAAGAAAAAAACGUGCUUUAAAAUCACAUUUCAAACUACGAAGUAAAGAAACAACUGUAUUGAAACCGAAGCCUAUCAAAGCACGACGAAUUACUAGCGAAUGUGCAGAUCACGAUGGGUGGCAAUCUACGGAAGAAUGCGCUCAGGAAUACAAAUAUGAUUACUCGAAAGCAAUGAGAGAGACUAUGACAUACAACUCGCCAGACAAAACAGUCAAAAAAAAGUUAGCUAAAAUGAAAGUACGAGAUAACAUCAUGGAUUUUACUGAUGAGAAUGAAAUUGCUACAGGAUUUUUGCAGGAUAUUAUGAUAGCAAGCAAUAUUGCUGAAAGUAGAAGUGAAUAUAACAGCGAGGACUUCGUUUUUAAUGAUGGUUCACUGGAUGUUGGGGAGUUAGACAGUUAUUUGUCCGGUGGAGACGAUGUAUUUGGUCGUUGUGACAACUUAGGUGAGGAAAUAAACUUAGGAAAUCAUCAAAUGAAACAGAGAAUUGACGUAAGAGAAGAGAAAAAACGCCGAAACAGGAUGAAGCAACGAGAAAGACGCAAAAAGAAAAGAAAAUUGCUUCAUGCGUUGGCAAAAUAUUGUGAUAUUAAAGAAAUUAGGACUUGUGAUAUUAAAGAAAUUAGGACUGAGAAGGAUGGUGAAAAGAAAAAAGAUAACAGUGAAGAACUUACUGAACAAUAUUACGAAGAAGCAAUGGGUACAACGACUUGCCAGGAUGAAGGAACCACAGACGAAGAAAACAAAAGCACGAAUGACAGUCCAGGAAUUAAAGCAAAUGAAUGUAUCACAGGUAAACACGACGUCGCAAAAGAAACAUAUGAUAUUAUAUCCACCAAUGUCCACGUAAGUUUCAAUGAUAAUAUACAUGAUGGUGACGAAAAAAUAGCUCGAAGGGAAACAUGCACUAACGUUGAUUCUGGGACUCCAAAUCUUAAUCAGAAAGGCAUACAAAAAGAAGAUUAUAUUGAUGGUAAAACGUUAGUUAAAGAGAAUCGUAAAAAUGAUAGCAAAGAUGAAAUAAAAGAUGAAGUAGAAGAAGACAGACUGGAAAAAGAGGGGGAAAUAGAAGAUUUUAGAAACACCACCAAUGGAAAAGAAGAGCAACAGAUAAGCGAGGAAGAAGGAAAAGAAAAAAUGGAUGAAAAGGAAAAGAUAGAAAGAAAAAUUAAAAAUGUCAAAAAGCAAAAAAGUAGUACUCGAUUAAGGAGAACAUCUAAGAGGAUCCUGAAUCUAAAACAAAAUUAACAGAAGACGUUUGCGGGAAGAAUAGUUGAGACAAAUGAAAAUAAAUAUAGCUAUCACUAACAAUUCUUUCUCAGUUGUAACUAACUACAUAUAUACAGUAAGACAAAAACGUAUUUUUGAUGACGGCACGUGAAAAAAGACUUAUAAAGGAAAAACUAGAUAGGUUCAAACACAAGUUUAAAAACAUGCUUUACAAAUUUAAAACCACAUGCA